Messenger RNA from Microtus ochrogaster (prairie vole), 3434 nucleotides. It is a transcript of the gene Dnm1l, whose product is annotated as dynamin 1L. The record is from RefSeq and is a predicted model, not a curated record. Gene Ontology annotation, cellular component: membrane; mitochondrion; cytoplasm. Gene Ontology annotation, molecular function: microtubule binding; GTP binding; GTPase activity. Gene Ontology annotation, biological process: intracellular distribution of mitochondria; mitochondrial fission; endocytosis. NCBI's taxonomy places the organism in Eukaryota, Metazoa, Chordata, Mammalia, Rodentia, Cricetidae.
GGCGGCCCGGCCCAAUGGGUGCGGGCUCCCGAGGAGAGGGCGGAGGAGAAGAGGAAGCAAGCGGGGCCGUGGGCCGCGUCCCCAUUCAUUGCAGUGGCCUGCUGGGUCGGGGUGCCGUGUUUUCCGAGCCAUGGAGGCGCUAAUCCCGGUCAUCAAUAAGCUGCAGGACGUCUUCAACACGGUGGGCGCCGACAUCAUCCAGCUGCCGCAGAUCGUCGUGGUGGGAACGCAGAGCAGUGGAAAGAGCUCAGUGCUGGAGAGCCUCGUGGGGAGAGACCUUCUUCCCAGAGGGACUGGUGUGGUCACUCGGAGACCUCUCAUUCUGCAGCUGGUCCACGUCUCACCAGAAGAUAAACGAAAAACAACUGGAGAAGAAAAUGGUAAAUUUCAGAACUGGAACCCUGCUACAUGGAAAAACUCAAGACACCUUUCUAAAGGAGUUGAAGCAGAAGAAUGGGGUAAAUUUCUUCACACCAAAAACAAGCUUUACACAGAUUUUGAUGAAAUUCGACAAGAAAUUGAAAAUGAAACCGAAAGAAUUUCAGGGAAUAAUAAGGGAGUAAGCCCUGAGCCAAUCCAUCUUAAGGUUUUCUCACCCAACGUUGUCAAUCUGACACUUGUGGAUUUACCAGGAAUGACCAAGGUACCUGUAGGUGAUCAGCCAAAGGAUAUUGAGCUUCAGAUCAGAGAGCUCAUUCUUCGGUUCAUCAGUAAUCCCAAUUCCAUCAUCCUCGCUGUCACUGCUGCAAAUACAGAUAUGGCAACAUCAGAGGCACUCAAGAUUUCCAGAGAGGUAGAUCCAGAUGGACGCAGAACUCUAGCUGUAAUCACCAAACUUGAUCUCAUGGAUGCGGGUACUGAUGCCAUGGAUGUAUUGAUGGGAAGGGUUAUUCCAGUCAAGCUUGGAAUAAUUGGAGUAGUUAACAGGAGCCAGCUAGAUAUUAACAAUAAGAAGAGUGUGACUGAUUCUAUCCGUGAUGAAUAUGCUUUUCUUCAGAAGAAAUACCCGUCUCUGGCCAACAGAAAUGGAACGAAGUAUCUUGCUAGGACCCUGAAUAGGUUGCUUAUGCAUCAUAUCAGAGAUUGUUUACCAGAGCUGAAAACAAGGAUAAAUGUCUUAGCUGCUCAAUAUCAGUCCCUUCUGAAUAGCUAUGGUGAACCUGUGGACGAUAAGAGUGCUACUUUACUGCAGCUUAUCACCAAGUUCGCCACCGAGUACUGCAACACUAUUGAAGGAACCGCAAAGUACAUUGAAACCUCUGAGCUAUGCGGUGGUGCUAGGAUUUGUUAUAUUUUCCAUGAGACUUUUGGGCGAACCUUAGAAUCUGUUGACCCGCUAGGUGGCCUUAACACUAUUGACAUUUUGACUGCCAUCAGAAAUGCUACCGGUCCCCGUCCUGCUUUAUUUGUGCCUGAGGUUUCGUUUGAGUUACUGGUCAAGCGGCAAAUCAAGCGUCUAGAAGAGCCCAGUCUCCGGUGUGUUGAACUGGUCCAUGAGGAAAUGCAAAGGAUCAUUCAGCAUUGUAGUAAUUACAGUACACAGGAGUUGUUACGGUUCCCUAAACUUCAUGAUGCCAUAGUUGAAGUAGUGACUUGUCUUCUUCGUAAAAGGUUGCCUGUUACAAAUGAAAUGGUACAUAACUUAGUGGCAAUUGAGCUAGCUUAUAUCAACACAAAACAUCCUGACUUUGCUGAUGCCUGUGGGCUAAUGAAUAAUAAUAUAGAGGAACAAAGAAGAAACAGGCUAGCAAGAGAACUCCCUUCAGCUGUAUCACGAGACAAGUCUUCUAAAGUUCCAAGUGCUUUGGCACCUGCCUCCCAGGAGCCCUCCCCUGCUGCUUCUGCUGAGGCUGAUGGCAAGUUAAUUCAGGACAGCAGAAGAGAAACUAAAAAUGUUGCAUCUGCAGGUGGUGGGAUUGGAGAUGGUGGUCAAGAACCAGCAACAGGCAACUGGAGAGGAAUGCUGAAAACGUCAAAAGCUGAAGAAUUACUUGCUGAAGAAAAAUCAAAACCGAUUCCAAUUAUGCCAGCAAGUCCACAAAAAGGCCAUGCUGUCAAUUUGCUGGAUGUGCCAGUUCCAGUUGCACGAAAGCUGUCUGCCCGUGAGCAGCGGGACUGUGAGGUUAUUGAAAGACUCAUCAAGUCAUACUUUCUAAUUGUCAGAAAGAAUAUUCAAGACAGUGUCCCAAAGGCAGUAAUGCAUUUUCUGGUUAAUCAUGUGAAAGAUACUCUUCAGAGUGAAUUAGUAGGGCAGCUGUAUAAGUCUUCCUUAUUAGAUGACCUUCUGACUGAAUCUGAGGACAUGGCACAGCGUAGGAAAGAAGCAGCUGAUAUGCUAAAGGCAUUACAAGGAGCCAGUCAAAUUAUUGCUGAAAUCCGAGAGACUCAUCUCUGGUGAUCAGAACUGUUAACACCCAGACUGUGUUGACUUGAACCUGGUAGCUACUAUCUACCUGAGUAGAAGUUUAUUUAUGAACUCUUCUGUAUUGCAGCGUAUGAAUUUGCUCGUGUGAAGAUUGGCUAUAAGCUGAAAAGUAUACUCUGCAUUACAAAACAAAUCACACAUUUAAUUCACAUUUUUAAAGUUUCCUAUGAUACAUGUAUAUCAAGUCUGUCUCAGUCAAGCUUACAAGAACAAUGGAUGUUCUAGCUGUACAAAGCAGUUUGCGUGUGGAGAUGAUGACCCGUGUAACUUUUCUGUAGUCUUAAAGCUACAGCCAUAGUCCUCAGAAAGAAAGCUCCAGGACAUUUCAUGACUAUAAUGCAUGCACUAUUUAUAUAGACUGAUCUGGCUUUAAAAGAUGGAGCCUGACAAGUGUAUCCACCUAUCCUUCAUUUUUAUAGUCUUAAGAAAACUCUAACCUUUGCUGUUUUAAGAAAUGUGUAAGAUCCAAAAGACUUAUAAAGAUGUAGGAACAGACUGUCGUUAUUGGUUUAUCCAUUUCAAAAUCUACAGUGUAGUGUUAAAAAUUAAAAUAUACUUUGAUUCAUAAUUGACUUCCUACAUUAAAAACUAUUGGGAAUGUACUUGGUAAUAAUAGCCAGUCCUUUUAAUUUCUAAAAGAUCCAAUGGAGACCUAAAUUUCCCAUAGUUUACAAAUAGAAUAACAGCAAUUCAAAUACACCUUUAAAGUGGGACAGCUGCAUUGGGCUCCAAGACUCACAGUGAGGUGGGACCUAAAAUUCCACUCUGUACAAAUUGGUAAUAGCCACGUUAGUUCCAUACCAAGAGAAAACAUUAGAAUGAUGGUAUGAAAACACUAGUGGAACCUUGUUUCUUAAAGAAAAAUACUUGGACAUACACCUAAAAGCUUAUAGACUAUUAGAAUGUAUUCAGAGGUUGAGGGUCAUGUUUACAACCUAUUGUGUGAAAAUUGUCUGGACAAUUCAUGGUGUAAAUUAAGCAUUAAAAAAUUUUCAGACCUAAGUAAAAA